Molecule: messenger RNA, 1834 nt
Organism: Diorhabda sublineata
Lineage: Eukaryota; Metazoa; Arthropoda; Insecta; Coleoptera; Chrysomelidae
Product: coiled-coil domain-containing protein 96-like
Exons: 6
Coding region: 1-1773 (590 amino acids)
Biological process (GO): cilium assembly
Cellular component (GO): axoneme; ciliary basal body
Source: RefSeq, a predicted model, not a curated record
AUGACCGAAGAUACCGUUGAUACCAUCGACCCAAACGAAUCGAAUGAAGAUUCUGCAGAUGAUGAUAAAGAUAAGAACAUAGAUGAGUUACCCGAAGCUGAAGAGAUACAACCAUCGAUAGAAGACAAACCGAUUCCUGGUGAAGAUACUGCAGGUGAUGAACAGAAACCGGUAGAUCAGUUACCCGAACCUGAAGAGAUACAACCAUCGGUAGAAGACAAAUUGGAACCGAUUCCUCGGGAAGAUACUGCAGAUGAAGAUCAGAAACCGGUAGAUCAGUUACCCGAAGCUGAAGAGAUACCACGAUCAGUAAAAAUUCAACUGGAACCAGUAGAUGUUACAGAUGAAAAGCACGAAUUGAUUGAUAGUACAAAUGAACCUGUAGAAGCUGCGGUAGUCAAAGAAACGUUUCAAGAAGACAAAACGGUACAAGCUAAUUUUGGAACUGCUAUAUCGAACGCUUUUCUCGAUACAAUGUCAUACCAAGAGAUACAUAAAAAGGACACGCCUACCGUAAUAGAAAAUUUAGAAGCCUCAUCAGCGGAACAAGAAGAAGAGGAGGAGGAAGAAGAAGAAGAAAGUACACUUACCUCAAUAUCAACUGCUUUAGCAUCUAGAUCCUUUUAUUACGAAAAACUUAGACUAGUUUCAAACGAAUUGAAAUCUAGCAGAAUGUUUAAUCAAAUUUUACAAAAAAAAUUAGCUGUUUACUAUAGACAGAAAAAUAUGCUCCACGCAUUCAAAGAAGAUGAAACCGGAAUUGGAAUUGUCAAUAAAUAUCACAUACUGUUGAACAAAUUCGAAGAAGUUUGUAUAUACGAUAGAAAAGAAAGAGACAAAAUGUCCCGUCAAUUUACCAUGAUACGCAAUAAAAAGGAAGCAACUAAAAUUAAAUUAGACCAGAUAUUUAAGGACUUUCAGGAUAGGGAGAGGGAAAUCGGGAUUGGUUUGAUUCAUACGAAAACUGGAAACGAAAUACCUGAAAAGUACGUGGAACAUCUUCUUAACCGACAGAAGUUUGCGGCGAAAAAUAUCAGCGAGAUGCGAUUGACUUGGUUGCAGUUGAAGAAUAUGGUAGAAGAAAAAGAAGAAGCCAUAGCGGAUAUCGAUAAAAUCGAUGACAAUCAUACUCUAACCGGUUACGAGAAGUUGAAAGCAGAUUAUUUCAUGCUUUUCGAUAAACUAGAAGAAAGAUUAGGGGAAUUAACGAACGUCAGAUUUACGAUUCAAAAUACUAUACAGAUGUUGGCGCAUUUUAGAGAGAAAAUAUCUGCGUUGAAUGACGAUAUUAAUGAACUGGGAGAAGAAGAUCAAGAGCUGAAUAGAACUUAUAAUUUAUGUAGAAUGAAGGUAGCGAAUUUGAAGAUGGAAAGAGACUCGUUACGUCGAUCAAUUGUGAAAAUUAAAGAAGAAUCGGGUCUGUUGAUUCACAAUAAUUUAUUGCGGGACAUGGAGAAUUGUAUAGAAGAAGUUAAGCAGUUGAAAAUACAAAUGAAUACAUUAAAGAACGAUUGUAUCACUAAAGCCAAACAGGUGAAAAAUUUAAGGAGUAAAAUUUUGGAGCGAAAUAACUACGGUUUAGAAACAAAACACGUAUGUGGAAAAGAUAGUGUUAAAUGUCGAAAAAAACGGAGUGUGACGAAUUUCCAAAAAACACUCAGUACGUAUAAUACAAAAAUACCUACCGACGCCUUUGAUUAUAUAAAACAAGAUUUUCAACUCAAAGGUGUUAGGAUAAAGUUUGACGAAGCGCGCGUGUCUUCGGAAAAGUGACAAAAAUAUAAAAGUAAAUUAUAUUUUGUAAGUUUUUUUUAAUAAAUCGUAUUAAAAACCA